This is a messenger RNA of Acipenser ruthenus (sterlet), 2918 nucleotides long. RefSeq names its product matrix metalloproteinase-19. Gene Ontology annotation, molecular function: zinc ion binding; metalloendopeptidase activity. Gene Ontology annotation, cellular component: extracellular matrix. The transcript has 9 exons. Gene Ontology annotation, biological process: extracellular matrix organization; proteolysis; collagen catabolic process. Bases 650 to 2089 code for a protein of 479 amino acids. The record is from RefSeq and is a predicted model, not a curated record. NCBI's taxonomy places the organism in Eukaryota, Metazoa, Chordata, Actinopteri, Acipenseriformes, Acipenseridae.
CACUUGUUCCCAAUUUCCCUCCCCAAAAUCGGUUUAUGUAACUGACUGGAAACAAUAUGAGAAUUUUUUACCACGCUGAAUAUUCUCUAGAACAGCAAACCGCCCCCUCAUACUGUGUGUUCAGAUUGUGCUGGCAGGCUCCGCUGUGUGUUAUAGUGGCGUGUAUCUUGUAACCGCACUUUGUGGUCGAUCUGUCAGGGGCAGGAUUUGACUUUGACGCGGCUCGGAGCUCGAAUUCCACUGGGAUUGCUCAGGCCGGGGCUGCGGUAUCCGGGGGGAGCGGGUGACUCACAGAGACUCAGCGAGGCAGAAUAAAAACUACAGGGGCAGAGCAGAGAGGCUGAGACAGAGAGGGAGACGGGGAACGGGUAGGCGCAGAAAACAAAACAGCGAGAGACACCAAAAUACUGCAGGCGUUUAAAAAAAGUUUACAAGUAAACAGACUCCGUGCUUUUUUAUAUUACUGGUAAAGACAACAGACUGAUUUAUUUUUGAACGCCGCCUUUUUUCAUUUAGUAACCGACUGGAGCUGCAGAGACAAGAGAAAAUAAAGAACAGUUCUGCCUGCUGCACGUUUCUCGUUUCUCUCCUGCACUGACACUCGUCUUCGCAGUUUGAGUCCUCUUGUUCGUUUCUCGCCCCAGUGAAGAUGCGUUCCCUGCGGCUCGCCCUGCUCCUCUCCACCGCCGCGCUCUCAGUCCUGUCUGCAGUGCUGGACCGGAGCGACUCGGACACCGAGGCCAUGGAUUACUUGGAGAAAUACGGCUAUCUUCAAAAGCCCCUCGACUCCCCGUCCUACUCCUUCCAACCGGAAGAGAUCGAGGAGGCGCUCAGGGUCUUCCAGGCUGCGAUGCAGCUGCCUGUGACUGGAGAGAUCGACGAGGCCACUCUGGCAAUGAUGAGCCAGCCUCGCUGUGGCAUGGAGGACCCCUUCAACCAGAGGACCCUCAAGUACCGGCUGCUGGGCUAUUGGCGCAAGAAGAAUCUGACCUACCGCAUCUAUAACCACACCCCUGAUAUGGGAUUGGCCGAGACCCGCACUGCCAUCAAAUCAGCUUUCAAGUACUGGAGCGAGGUCAGCCCCCUGACCUUUCGAGAGGUGCUGUCGGGGCGGGCGGACAUCAAGAUCUCCUUCCACAGGAAAGGACACUCCUGCGCAAUCUCCUUCGAUGGGCCAGGCCGUGUCCUCGCCCACGCUGACAUCCCAGAGUCAGGGACGGUCCACUUCGACGAGGACGAGUACUGGACAGAGGGGGUGAGCCGCGGGGUGAACCUGCGCAUCAUCGCGGCCCACGAGAUCGGCCACGCCCUGGGGCUGGGACACUCUCAGUACUCCAGCGCUCUGAUGGCUCCCGUCUACACCGGCUACAAGCCCAGCUUCAAACUGCACAGCGAUGACAUCCGCGGCAUCCAGGCUCUGUACGGAAAGAGGGUCUCCACAACUCCCAGAAUCCCAGCACAGCCCCCCAGUGCCUCCACGGCGCCCCCUGUGGUAGUCCCAGAGCAGCAGGGAGAGAAGCCUGACCCCUGCACUGCAGACCUGGAUGCCAUCAUGCUGGGUCCCUUUGGAAAGACCUACGCCUUCAAGGGUCACUAUGUGUGGACAGUGUCUGACUCGGGGCACAACCCUCCCAUCAAGAUCAGCCUGCUGUGGAAGAACCUGCCAGGGAACCUCAACGCAGCUGUGCACUCUCAGAAAACCGGCAAGACCUACUUCCUGAAGGGUGACAAGGUGUGGCGCUACACUGAUUUCCAGCUGGACAGCGGCUAUCCCAGACAGCUGACCCGAAUCCCAGCCAACAUCGACGCUGCCCUCUACUGGCAGGGCAACGAUAAGAUCUUCUUCUUCAAGGACGAUGGUUACUGGCAGUGGGACGAGAUGAGCUACAACGACCUGAGCGUGUACCCCAAGCCCAUCUCCAGCCUGUUCACCGGGGCGCCCCCCGGGCUGGACGCAGCGCUCACCUGGAGCAACGGCAAGGUGUACUUCUUCAAGGGAGAGCAGUACUGGAGGCUGAACAAGCAGCUCGUGGUGGAGCGAGGGUACCCCCUGAGCAAGGCUGACCGCUGGAUGCAGUGCCACAAGUAGCAGGGGCAUCAUAACUAUCCACAACUCAAACACUCAACAGGGCUGCAGUAGAAGGAGGAAAAGAAAUGGACCUUUCCACUAGAAGCCUCUCACUGUCGUCUGACGGAGUUUCUUUUGGGUAUCCCCCCCCCCCCCCCCCUUUGUAAUGCGCAGAACUGGUUCAAUAGAAAUAGGGUAUGGCAGGGAGCGACAACAGCUUUGUUCACCAGUUUUGAAAAUGUAUUCAAAGUAAUCCACGAGCCCAGUCUCGUUUCUAAUGCUUUCCAACACUGUGUGGUUUCAGCGACAAGCGUUUUGAUUAGAAGUCUUUCUUAAUGUGUUUAAGAAUGUUUCUUUUAGUAUUUCUGAAUGGUCACAGAAGACACCGAGACAGACUUCUAGUCAAACUGUUUUUUCAUUGAAUCCACUGUAUUGUACAGCGAUGCAGACUCAGUGAAUACGGCUCUCUGUAUUUUCUCUGCACAGGGACAGAAGGAGUUUGUUCGAACAGUAAUGUUCAAGCUACUUCUUACAAGGACCAAUAGGGGGUUUAAAUUGAUUUUGCACAACUCACCAGAAACCAAUACAACGAGAAGCUGUGUUCUCAUCUCGACAGACUGGGAGCCAUGUAGUUCUGUUGCCAGUUGUUUUAUUUAUAUAUAUAUAGAUAUGUAUACAAUUUUUUGGGUUUCUGUUUUGCCACAGCCUGUAAGUAAAUAGCAAACACAGAUGUGCAGAGUGAUGAUGUCAUUGCUCACAGCUUGCAGCAGUUACUGGUUAACUACGCAGUUUUUAAUAAAAACCUUUUUGGGAAGGCUGGAGUUUUUUGAUAACAAAUAAAAAAAUAUUU